Molecule: messenger RNA, 3522 nt
Organism: Apus apus (common swift)
Lineage: Eukaryota; Metazoa; Chordata; Aves; Apodiformes; Apodidae
Gene: RGSL1
Product: regulator of G protein signaling like 1
Exons: 22
Coding region: 1-3522 (1173 amino acids)
Source: RefSeq, a predicted model, not a curated record
AUGGGCCAGUGGGUACCUACUGCAGCUGCAACCAUUGCCUCCACAGAAAUGGGGCUUCUCCUGAGAGAUGAUGUUUUUGUUGACUUUUUCAACACGUUUCUGAGUCUUCCUGUUUUUGGCCAGACACCCUUUUACAUCAGCAGCAUGGGCCGGUGGGACCUCUGGCCAGAGCUGCCAAGCUGCCUGGAUUCCAGCCCCACAGCUCUCCUGGCGUGGCUGGAAAAGCACCGCCUGCCACACUUCUGCAAAUCAAGCCUGUGCCUCCACCUCGUCCUCUGCCAGAAGCUCCUGGGUUUCAUUCGGUCGGGGGAAGCAGCAAAAGUGCUGAACUGGCAAAGCGCUGACCGGUGGCUGCUGGAGAAGUGCAUCCGCGGGAGCCACGGCAUGUGGCGUUUCCGGGCCUUCGUCCAAGGAAUGGCAGGGGAAGAAUUGACAGACUUCUGGCUCACCACCGAAAGGCUCCUGGGGCUCAACGAGUCGGAUACAAGGCAAAGGGACCUCUACCUGUCCUUGGUCCACAAGCUGAAAGCCACUCACCUGCGCGAAGGCUCCAGCGUUGUCACCCUCUGCAGGAGCACUGCUGGGCGGCGGCGAAAAUCCAGGCACAUUCAGUCCAUCAGCACCAGGAGGGAGAUGCUAAGCAAGAUGCAGGAAAAGGCCUUGUUUAUGAUUCAGAGUUACUGGCUCCCUAAAUUUUUCAUCCACUGCAAGUUGGGCAUGGAAGAAGAGAAAUCAUGCCAGCCUCUGCUGCAGGAAUAUCGGGAACGUUUAUUACAGGACAACCUGCAGGAGCCCUUAGACUUUUCAGAGAACCUCUUGACAAUGCAUGUUAAAAGGAGUCAGGGUUUGUCAGUGCCCUACUGCAGCCUAAAGGCCAAAGAGAGGAUCUGGACUGUGGUCAAGCCCAGAAGAGACAGCCAAGAAGUGGAGAUACCCAGUUUUCCAGCGCAAGCAGAAGGGCAGCUGCGGCCAGCUGGGAGCACAAAGGAUAAGAACGCUUUGGGAUCGAUUCCUCAGCAGUCAGAGCGUUCUGUAAACGCUGCCUUUGGAGGCAAAGGACAAGAAACCUCUCCCGAAAGACCUACACCCAAGGCAGGGCAGGUCCAUCAUCUGGAAGACCUCUGUGAAGAGGAAGUCCUCUCUGACCUGAGUUCCUCUGCCUCUGGCGUCCAGCUGAAGAAGCCAGUCCAGACUUUGAGUUUCCUUCCCUGGGCCCUUAGUGCUGAGACCUGUGCGGGACGGCCCUUCAGGGACUUCUUGGAGUGCCACAACCGGUCUAUGGAGGCUCAUCUCCUGGACCUGUGGAAUGACCUGGAGGAAUUUCUGCCAGUGGUGCUGGAUUCCAGCAGAGAAAACAGUUUCUUCCUGCGUCAUUUGAUCGGGGAAAAGAUAUGCAAGACCUACCUGGAGGAGGACACCAUCCGGCAGCUUCCUUUGCAGACCAAGACUCUCAGGAGCUUGAGGAUCCAUCUGAUGUCUGCAGAAUUCUCCCCCUGGAUAUACACAGCCCAGAAGGAGAUUUGCAAGGUGCUCUGCUGCGUGUACCAGGAGUUUCUGGCUGAUGAUGACAGGACCUUCCUCCAGUUUAUGUCUCUGCAGGGUGAGGUCCCCAUGCUCAAGGUGCAAGGCCAAGCUGUUCAGAAACAUGAACGUUUCCUCCCCUCCCAGCGGAUGAACGAGUCCUUGAAGCUGAGCCAGGCCUUGCAUGGCACGAGGAACUUUGAAAGUCUCUCCUCCAAGCACUGGAAGUUAAUUGGCAAGCAGGACCUCUGGAAUGAAGACUUCACCCAGGCAGAUGUGAAACAUCUCCCACGCAGCACUGACUCCCAGAAGAGGAUGAAAAAUGAGCUGGCUCUGAGUCGCCAACACAAGAAAAAUGAGCUUCUGCAUCUCAAAAGCCCAUCAUUUGGGCUGCCCAAUCCAUUUGCAGAUUCUGCAGUCUCCAUCACAGACCUUCUCCUUGGCUAUUCCUUGGCUUCCUGGGUGAAGCCUCCUCUUGAGGCUGAGACCAGUUCCUUUGGAUACAUGGCAGCAAAGCUGUCAGGCAGGCACUUUGUGAAAGUACUGCACAACCCUUCCCACCUGCAGUUCUUCAAGCAGUUCCUCAAGGAGCGCAACGCAGACGAACCACUGCAUUUCUGGGUGGAGGUGGAGAAGUUAGCCAAAGAGACCAACCCCAAGUUGAAGAACUUCCUCGUUGACAGCAUUGUCAGGAAGUAUUUCCAUGCCAAAAUCCCAGCUGAACAGCAGCUGGACUGCCACUCUUCUAUCAUCAAAGAAAUAAAGGAGGCCAAAGUAGUCAGCCCGCUCAUGUUGAUGACAGCACAGAUCUUGGUCCAGAAAGAAAUGGAAAAACGAUGGUUUAAAGAGUACCAGGACCUGUUCCCCCCUGGAGAUACAACUAACUCUAACCUCCUUUUGCGGCGUGGGAUGGGGCACUUCAUGACAGGCAAGAUGAGGUGGGCCUGGUAUGCCAUUCAGGGCAUCAUCAGGAGCAUCUCCAAGUUCCGGAGGGAGAUGGACAAUCAGAAACGCCGUGUGGAGUUCGAGGACUUUCUCUGGCGGGAACUGCGAAACGAGGAGGAAAACUUGCCUAUCAGCUCGAUGUGCAGGGACACAGCCUCUGCCAGCACCUCAGCAAACAAGGAGAAGGGCCUAGUGAAACGUCACCUCUUUAACAGCCAGCUCAUCAUCGUCAACUUCCUCGUCAACGACCUCCACUUUUAUCUGGAGAUCGACAAGUUCUCCAGGCUGGCUGAUUCGGUUGAGGCUCUGGCAGAGUGCAGGAUGCCAUCAGAUAAGGAAGUUGCCUUCCUCAAAAAGAAAGCUGCCAUCAUCAGCAAACUCUUCCUGAACUCUGAUAUCCCCCCCAAAUUGCGGGUAAACAUCACUGAAGAAGAGAGAGAUUUAAUCUGGAGUUUAUCUUCCAAGGGGCUACUGAGUCGUGCCCUUUACCAUAGGGCCAAGAUCAUCAUCUUCCCUAUUGUGAUACACUUCUGGAGAAGGUUCUGCACUUGGAAGGUGAUGAGGACCUUUCCAGUCUUCAAGAAGAAGAGAGCACCAAUCUCUACACCCAGUAGGAAACCCUCUGAACCACAUGAACUCUACAGUUCAAGCAAUCACACCAUCAUUGUCUUCACACUCUUGAAAGGUGUCCAGGUCCUGCUGCCACGGUCCAACAAGAAAAUGAACCCACUGGAGGAAAAAAAAGGUGAAAGUAGAAGUAGUAGUAGAAGUAGUAGUAGAAGUAGUAGUAGAAGUAGUAAUAGAAGACUCGUGUCUCCGUACCCGACCACCACGUUGAACAUCCUGCUUCCCACAGCAGGUGAUGCCACCUCUGGAUGCAGUUUCACAGAGUUUGUGUUGCUUCAGGAGACCUUCACUUGGCCCCAUGGGGAGAAAGACCAUGAAAAUCCAGGGAACAAUCUCAAGCCACUCUCAAGGUCCCGUUUUCAUUCACAGAAAUCCCCAGAGCUGGGGCUGCUGGUGUUAACCACCAUUUUCAAGCUGGAGAAGAGAUGA